Molecule: messenger RNA, 1032 nt
Organism: Symsagittifera roscoffensis
Lineage: Eukaryota; Metazoa; Xenacoelomorpha; Acoela; Convolutidae
Product: all trans-polyprenyl-diphosphate synthase PDSS2-like
Exons: 4
Coding region: 4-1017 (337 amino acids)
Biological process (GO): isoprenoid biosynthetic process; ubiquinone biosynthetic process
Cellular component (GO): transferase complex; mitochondrion
Molecular function (GO): prenyltransferase activity
Source: RefSeq, a predicted model, not a curated record
AUAAUGAAGUUUGCAAGGCUUUGUAUUAUCUCAAGAACUGUUUCAUGGAAGCGGUCAAUUCAUUUCGACCUAAUGAAAAGAGCAGAACUAGAAGUUGGGUUCACAUCUUCCUUUCUUGGUCUAAAGUAUAUGGUUUCCGAAGAGUUCUCAACGAUUGCAACGUACAUACGACAGCUAGUACAAACAAAGCACCCGCUUGUAGAUACAGUUCGGAAUCUACUAGCAGGCAAUAGAGAUCAAGAACAGCCGUCUCCUAGUUUGCUUGUGCUUUUACUCUGCAAGGUGGCUUCUGAAAAUGAAUCGUUGUCCAAUUCAACGACUUUGAGUUUGGGAAAGAAGGAGAAUGGAAUUUAUCAAAUGCAACGGGACAUAUCUGAACUGGCUGAGUUGAUGUUUGUUGGAUUCUCAAUUCAUGCCACUAUCCAGAGUCUGAAGCACAACAGAAGUGUUUUAUCUGAUGAAACAACUGCAGAGUUUGUCCGCGGCAAUAAAUUAGCUGUCCUAAUAGGCGAUUUCAUUCUGGCUAAAGUUUCUAAGGGAGCAGCUGACACAGAAUCUUCUCAAAUUGUCACCGAGAUAUCACUUGCUGUCGGAGAGGCAGCGGAAGGAAAUUGCCUGAGCAAAGAGUCAACGCAGAUAGGCGCCUCAAAUGGUUUUGAAACCAUCAACUCAAGGGAGUCCAAAUUAAAGACGGCGAUGGAACUAAGUGUCGUCUCUCCCUUCUCUCGAUUUGUCAGAUCAGCACUACUUGCUGCCGGACACAGUCAAACGAGUAUAGACCAAAUAUGUACACUCGGAAGAAGAUUGAUCAUAUGCUCCGAAAGUCGUAGAAAUCUAAAUGGACUUCAAAAUACAAUGGGCUCAAGAAAAACGAAGGCUCCUUUAUGUGCGAUUAGAACAUUUUACAGCACGAGUUGUUCCCAGAAUGCUGACAAUGCCAUCACAUCAUUAUCCGAUUAUCAUGAAAGUUCUGCAAAACAGAUUUUAAUUGAGCUCAUAAAUUCAUACAGGAUUUAGAUUCUAAAAAUAGUU